ACGUGUUCGGUGUUGUCGGUCUAGUUGUUGAGGUAUUAUUCGUCUUCUCUAGACUCUGGUAUGCAGACUCACUGUAGCUUCUCCACUCAGCUUUAUAUUGGGACCAACCUGCCUGCCCGCCAUACGUAUACCUGCCAGGUCACCAAAGGUGUGUGAUUGUUAUGAUAUCAGGAUGACAAUAGACUCGCUUCAACCCACCAGUUGACAAACACAAUCGUUCACUGCGAGGAGAGAGGGUCGUGAUUCAGAAACGAUCAAUAAACAUUGGACAAGUUGAAAUUCGUCUCCUCUUCGUCUGCUUCUGUUCAGUCGAAACUUCAACCAGCGCAGUUUGUUAUUAACAUACCUCCACGCACACACCUCGACGCACACCAGCUUGGUGAAAUAUAUAUCUUAGCCCAUACGUGUAGUACACUGGGGAGACAAUCAUUUUAAUUUAACGUCCACGAAAGGAACUCUUCUUUAUGAGUUCUCAAGUCGUCUGACUGCAAUGGAUUUAGUGACUAUACUCUUUGAUGAAUUGUCUGCGAAAUGUUUACAGUGUUAGCUCAUAAUGCGAAACGCCCAUUAACCGUGAACUAUAACUGCAAACGUUAUUUUGCAUCAUAUAUACAUCGUGGUGGUUAUCGUUUGAAAGUAUUAUCAAGCAGUUGAUACUUCUAGACUGUAGAGAGGAACACUUCUCAACAUCGUAACAGAAAAUGGAGACUGGUACGAUGGCUAACGUCUUGAUGAACCAGACUUCGUCUUGGAACUCGACUUCCGCGACGACGACGGCUGGCAGUGACGGUCGAAACUUUGUUUUCAACGAUCCGGUCCAGCGAAUCAUCCUCGCCGUCAUCUUCAUCAUCGCUUUCGUCGUGGGCUUCACUGGCAAUGGACUGACAAUGCUGGCUGUUGCACUGAGUAGGAAACUGAGAACGAUUACCAAUGUGUUCGUGGUCAAUCUGGCGAUGGCUGACCUCCUGACCUGCUGCGUACUGCCAUGGAACGCGGUUGCGUUGUUGAGCUUCAGUGGAUGGCCGUUACCUGACUGGGUAUGUGCAGGUGCUGCUCUGGUUCUAUACACCUGCGGUGGCUGCAGUCUCUACAGCCUAGCAACCAUCGCCAUUAAUAGAUACAUCAUCAUUACUAGGUCGCUUAAAACGUAUCGCGCCAUCUACACGAAAAGAAACAACGCUAUUAUUUUAACCAUCUGCUGGUUAGUUCCUUUCUCUGUGUCGUUGAUCCCGCCACUGUGUGGACUCGGCGAGCUCGGAUACGCUGUCAAAUAUAAGACAUGCUCGCACAAGACGGCCCAUCCGUUGUCCGACUACUACAGCAUGCUCCAAGCCGCUGUUCUGUAUCCAGUUCCUCUCGUGAUCGUCGUCGUCUGCUACAUCAAGAUCUUCCUCCAUACUCGACGUCACAUGAGAACGAUGACGAUGUCCGAUUCUUCCGACACGUCGGUCACCAAUACGAAGCGAUCGUCACCGAACGGCACACCGCAUCAUGAACCAAACAAAUCAGUCAAGAAGCGGCUCAACAGGCGCCAAGUAGAAAUUACAAAAAAUAUGUUGUUUGUCGUCUGCGCGUUUGGUCUUUGCGCGUCGCCUUAUUGCGUGUCGCUCAUGAUACCACCAAGUGAUCCUGCUAUCCCGUGGACAGCCGCCAUCUUGCUUUUUAAUAGCUGCGUGAAUCCAUUUAUCUAUGCUACCAAGCAUCCUUAUUUCAAGCAAGUCUUUGGUUCUAUGUUGAAAUGCCGAUGUACAGAGAUCCCAGAGCAAGCCAGCAUCAUCAGAACGAUCUCAUCCAUGCGCUCUUCUUUCCGAUCAACCAGGAGGAAAAAUAAAAAGCCUGCCGCUCACAGGUACCAUAGCGACAAUAUCAACACAGUGAUGAAAGAAGCUGAUGUCUGAAAAA
Messenger RNA from Strongylocentrotus purpuratus (purple sea urchin), 1902 nucleotides. RefSeq names its product alpha-1D adrenergic receptor-like. The transcript is spliced from 2 exons. Lineage: Eukaryota; Metazoa; Echinodermata; Echinoidea; Camarodonta; Strongylocentrotidae. Gene Ontology annotation, cellular component: membrane. Gene Ontology annotation, biological process: G protein-coupled receptor signaling pathway. Gene Ontology annotation, molecular function: G protein-coupled receptor activity. Bases 702 to 1898 code for a protein of 398 amino acids. The record is from RefSeq and is a predicted model, not a curated record.